This is a messenger RNA of Sinocyclocheilus anshuiensis, 1564 nucleotides long. Its product is annotated as adhesion G-protein coupled receptor G2-like. Lineage: Eukaryota; Metazoa; Chordata; Actinopteri; Cypriniformes; Cyprinidae. Bases 1 to 1548 code for a protein of 515 amino acids. Gene Ontology annotation, cellular component: plasma membrane. Gene Ontology annotation, biological process: cell surface receptor signaling pathway; adenylate cyclase-activating G protein-coupled receptor signaling pathway. The record is from RefSeq and is a predicted model, not a curated record. The transcript is spliced from 12 exons. Gene Ontology annotation, molecular function: G protein-coupled receptor activity.
AUGCUGAGGAUCGCCCCGGAGCCCGAGCCUGUGACGUCAGACCAGGUGCAAGAGCCGGCUACAGAGCUCGCCACAGGGGAGAGCAUCAUGGACACCUUGGACAAUCUGGAGUCUAAGAUGGAAGAGAUGGGAAAAAGCAAUAAAAGCAAUGCAAUGAUUGUCAUGGGGGAUGCUGUUGGUCUUCUUCAUGUACAAGCCAAGAACACAGAUGCCAAAGAGAUCAACAUGUGCUACUCUUCAAAUCAUGCUAUGCAGAUCAUGAGUCAAAGUGACAAGAAUACAAACUGUUCCUGGUCUAUAAAGAUUUCCAAGGAGGCUUUUGAUAAAUCACGUCUUGAAAACAAUGGAAGUGCAUUUGUUGGAGUUCUACGAUUCAAAAACAUGAGAAAUGAGGAAGAAACUAAAAAUCAGACUGUUUUGAACAAUGAGGUUUAUGGAAUAACGAUGAGGGCCAAUAUCUCCAGCCUUACUGACAAUAUUGAGAUGUUCUUUACAAAUAAUGAUAAGAACAGUAAGGCGUCCUGCAGUUCUUGGGAUGGCAAAGGAGAACUUAAUUGGACAACGUUCGGCUGUGUGACAGAAACAAACAAACAAUCAAACACCAUAAAGUGCUCUUGUUCACAUCUGACGUUCUUUGCAGUGCUGAUGUCUCCACCUGAUGCAAGAAACACAGUGCCGGAUCUGGAACCAUUGACUUUUAUCACUUCUAUCGGCUGCGGCAUCUCCAUGUUUUUUAUGGCCGUUGCUUUAUUCAUGCAUUUCCUGCUACGGAAAGCCAAAUCAAAUCAGGCCACGAAGAUCUUGAUGAACAUGUUUGUGGCUUUGUGCCUACUGAAUGCCUCAUUUUUGUCAAACGAGAGCAUCGCUAACACAGAAGACAACGCUGCGUGCGUCUUCAUAGCACUGGUGCUGCAUUACUCCAUGCUGGCCUCAUUCACCUGGUUCUUCAUUCAAGCUCUUCAUAUGUACUUAUGGCUCAUCAGACAGAAUGUCACAAUCACAAACUACAUGAGGAAGAUCACUGUGUUGGGCUGGGCGUUUCCCGCUCCAAUAGUCAUAGCUAUUGCUUCUGUAGGAGAAUAUAAAACACUGAUCCUAAAGACAACGUCUGGAAAAAUUUCACGAAUGUGCUGGAUUACAAAUCCCUUCAUUCACUACGCAGUGAACAUCGGCUACUACGCUUUAGUUUUCAUCUUCACGACAGGAAUCUUCAUCACUAUCUUAACUAGGAUUGUCCAGGCCAGACGCCUAAGAGCAACUGACAGCAAGAGAAAGACGUUCAGAAAGCAGCUGAUGAUGGUGUUGAGUUUGUUCCUGCUCUUCGGUCUGACAUGGUCUGUGGCGUUCUUCAGUUAUGGACCGAUGCUCAUUCCCUCAUAUUACAUAUUCACUGUGCUGAACUCAUUACAGGGGUUUUUCCUCUUCCUGUAUUACUACCACAUUCACAAGGACCUUGCUGGUCAUUUCUCUGAUGAUCCAAGAAGCUCCGGCUCCACCACAACAAUGGUUCCACCCAACAUGAAUGGUCUGGAAAAUGUUUAUAAGUAGCCUAAUUAAGACAGAA